Ruditapes philippinarum (Manila clam) is the source of this 1055-nucleotide messenger RNA. RefSeq names its product opioid-binding protein/cell adhesion molecule homolog. Bases 45 to 1040 code for a protein of 331 amino acids. Gene Ontology annotation, cellular component: neuron projection. Lineage: Eukaryota; Metazoa; Mollusca; Bivalvia; Venerida; Veneridae. The record is from RefSeq and is a predicted model, not a curated record. The transcript has 7 exons.
CUGUAUCAUAAUAUAGUGAUAUUAUCUAGGUUACAUCAUAGCGUAUGAUAAUCACAGCGUGUAGAACACUGAGGAACGCAUAUGUAACCAUGGAUAUUUCUCUAAAUAUUCUGGUCUUGUUUUGUUUCUUAAAAGUGUUUACAGCAGUUUAUGGCGCAAGACCAUCUUUCAUUAUUCCGGUUACAAAUAUCACAGUUGUAGAAGGAAAUACAGCCAUGUUGCCUUGUGCUGUAAAAAACCUUGGCGAUCAUAAGGUAAUAUGGACAAGUCCUUCACGGUUAUUAUUGACCCACAUGGAUCGUAGAAUAAUAGAUGACACUCGUUACUCCGUAGAAAGACCAUUUAGCAGUGACUGGAACCUGCGCAUUCAAAAUGUUAGGUCCAGUGACAGAGGUAACUAUAUCUGUCAAGUAAACACCAAUCCGGUCAUAUCAACAAUUGUCAUCCUUGACGUUAAAGUUCCUGCACAGAUUAGACAUGAUGUUUCAAGCAGAGAUGUGAUAUUGAAAGAAGGUGAAACAUUGUCUCUACAAUGUAACGCCACCGGGAUUCCGCAGCCUACAGUCAAAUGGUAUAAACUACAAUCAGGACACAAGCAGGACAUUAACAGUUCUGGUGGGGUGCUGACAAUACCAAAUGUAACCAGAAAGAAUGCCGGUACAUACGAGUGCGUGGCUUUUAAUGGCUGGUCAGACAGCAGGCAAAUUGGCGUCGUCAUACAAAUUGCUCCAAAGGUGAACAUCCCCUACAAAAGGGUUGGUCAGAGUGUAGGGAGAGAAGUCAUAUUGGAUUGUGAAAUUACAGCUGAUCCAUUGGCUGAUAUGCACUGGCUAAAGGGUAACAUCAGCCUUCACAACCUGAACAAUGACAAAUACCAGACGGAACUCUACAGUAGUGACACAGACAAUAUCACAAAAAACCUGUAUUUGACAAUAAUACACCUGCAGAAAGAUGACUUUGGGAAUUAUACAUGCUUUGCAAGCAAUUCCAUAGGCACAGAUUAUGACACUGUGAAAGUAUAUGGUAAAAUGUUCCCUUGAGUUUUUUAUUGUUGU